AUGUCGGACUUGGACGACCUCAAGAACACUGGCGGCAACGUCGACUCCUCCAUCCACGCCCAACCCCUCGACCGGGAACCAGAUCUAGAUACGGCCGCCUCGGUCGCCGGAGACUCAGUUGCUGGGACUGUUUCCGCCCCCGCCAACCCUCGCAAGAGGAAGAAGAGCUCUCGAGCCUGCGACUUCUGUCAUGUGAACCACCAGCCCUGCGAUAAUGCCAAGCCACGUUGUGGCUAUUGUGAGAGGCACAACAAGUCUUGUCUCUACUUGAGACCCCAGAAGAAACGAGGUCCCGCCCAGGGCUAUCGCAGUGCCCUGCAUACCCUGCGUGAGAGUGCAGCUGCGUGGGGCGCUGCUCUCAAUCUUAUCCCCAGUCUGGGUCCCGUCGUCGAGGGCUAUCUGCGGCAGCCAGAGGGGAGGAGACUCGUCAAGGCCAUCAAGGACCCGGCCCAACAGGAGUUUUUUAUACAGGCCUGGCAGCAGAGCGGCGUAUUCAAGACUUUUUUCCCCGAUGAGACACAAGCAGCCGACAAGUCGAGUGCCUCCCCCUCUAUGUCGAUACAACAACAGCCUUUCGGCCCAGAGUCUGAGCCUCUCGCCCCCGCACAGAAUACCGUUAUAUCGCCUCCCCAACCGCCUGCUUUGCCACAACUCGCCCAGCCUCCGCAUUCCGAUGGCCUGUCUAUGCCCAAGCCCGACGGCCCUGCCUUUGGAUAUGUGCCGACCCCGUCGCCCUCCUCGCACGACGGCGGUGGUAGGCCCAGACAGUCCAGCAUGUCCGCCCGAAACAAGCCCAGACAAGAGUCCAUCUCAUUCUCUGAUAUUUUGGCUAAAGAUGCAGCCAGAUCGUCUCUUGGUAUCUCUCAAACCCUCGGCUCUUUGGGCUUCGCACCGAAUGAAACACUAGAGGACUUCCUCGACAUGAGUUUCAACCCAGAACCAAUAGAACAGCCUCCCGUGCAACAAGAUCCCAUACUUGGGAGCGAACAGGACCAGCAGGCCUACUACGAGCUGCUUAUGGGCAGACGCUUCGGCUGA
Messenger RNA from Cryphonectria parasitica EP155, 1038 nucleotides. RefSeq lists its product as uncharacterized. Gene Ontology annotation, biological process: regulation of DNA-templated transcription. Bases 1 to 1038 code for a protein of 345 amino acids. Gene Ontology annotation, molecular function: DNA-binding transcription factor activity, RNA polymerase II-specific; zinc ion binding. Lineage: Eukaryota; Fungi; Ascomycota; Sordariomycetes; Diaporthales; Cryphonectriaceae. The transcript is spliced from 4 exons. The record is from RefSeq and is a predicted model, not a curated record.